Molecule: messenger RNA, 1592 nt
Organism: Myodes glareolus (Bank vole)
Lineage: Eukaryota; Metazoa; Chordata; Mammalia; Rodentia; Cricetidae
Product: olfactory receptor 1468-like
Biological process (GO): G protein-coupled receptor signaling pathway
Cellular component (GO): membrane
Molecular function (GO): olfactory receptor activity; G protein-coupled receptor activity
Source: RefSeq, a predicted model, not a curated record
ACGAUCAAGAAGAACCUCUGGACAUAACCUGAACAGGCGAAGGGCUUGCAUUUUUUCAAGCUUUUGUCACUGCUAUUUGUUUGCGUAUUUUGUUUAUUGUUUUUCAUUAAAUUUUCUCCUCCCCCAAAGUGUAGGAAGGAGUGAUAGGCAAUAAUAAUUGGUCUUCACUAGAAAUCCCUGAGUAAAUUGGUUGUAGAAAGGUCCUGGGUAAUUACUAUGUCUUUAAUGAGUUAUACCAGAUCUGGACUCCUAAGGGAAGUAGGGCUCCCAAGGCCCAGAAAUGGCCAUGGGAAUGUGAGUAGGUAUAGGGCAAUGGGAUGAGUACAGAGGCCACUAGUCCAUUUGCCUGAAAAGCUGAACAGGAUCUUGAACCAGAAACUGUGACGGUGUACUCAGCAGAUCUGGGUACAUUCAAGAACAUAAGCUGAUCUCUGUCAAUCCACAUGAAUUUCCAGUGUGAUGCAGGACAGCCUCUAGGUACAAGAAGAACUCUUGAACUCAGUACUUCUACAUAACCCAAGAUUAUAGUAAAGACAAAAUCUGAUCCUCCCAUAUGGAUACAAUCUUACAGAAAGAAAUGGAUGAAAUAGGAGGAGAAUGAAGAAGAAACUCUAUAAUGUAUGACAACACUUCAAGGAUACUGGAUAUGAAGAAGAAUAAUGAACAACCAAACUGUCAUCUCCCAGUUUCUCCUCCUGGGCCUGCCCAUUCCCCCAGAACACCAACACCUGUUCUAUACCCUGUUCCUGGCCAUGUACCUCACCACCGUCCUGGGGAAUCUGAUCAUCAUCAUCCUCAUUCUACUGGAUUCCCAUCUGCACACACCCAUGUACUUGUUUCUCAGCAACUUGUCCUUCUCUGACCUCUGCUUUUCCUCUGUCACAAUGCCCAAAUUGCUGCAGAACAUGCAGAGUCAUGAUCCAUCCAUUCCUUAUGCAAAUUGUCUGACACAAAUAUACUUUCUAAUGGUUUUUGGAGACAUGGAGAGCUUCCUUCUUGUGGUCAUGGCCUAUGACCGCUAUGUGGCUAUCUGUUACCCCCUUCGGUACACCAGUAUAAUGAACACUAAACUCUGUGUAAGUCUAGUAGUGCUGUCCUGGAUCCUUACUUUGUUGCAUUCCAUGUUUCAUACCCUGCUCCUGACUAGAUUGUCUUUCUGUGAGGACAAUGUGAUCCCCCAGUUUUUCUGUGAUAUAUCGGCUCUGUUCAAGUUGGCAUGCUCUGACAGUUUUAUUAAUGAACUAAUGAUAUUUAUCUUGGGAGGGCUUGUUAUUGUCACCCCAUUCUUACUCAUUGUUGUUUCCUAUUUACAAAUUGUCUCCUCCAUCCUGAGAGUUUCAUCUACUCGAGUUAUCCACAAGGUCUUCUCUACUUGUGGCUCCCACCUGUCUGUGGUCUCACUGUUCUAUGGGACAAUUAUUGGUCUCUACUUGUGUCCAUCAGCUAAUAAUUCUACUGUGAAGGAGACAGCCAUGGCCAUGAUGUACACUGUGGUGACUCCCAUGCUGAAUCCCUUCAUCUACAGCCUGAGGAACAGAGACAUGAAAGAGGCCCUGAUAACAGUCCUUUGUAAGAAGAAAAUCUCCUUAUAG